AUGGCUACAAAGCCCAUCUGUCACCUACUCCGCAUGCCGUUGGCGAUACUUCUCAUCGUUCUAGAAGACGUGCCCUUCUUCAACUUUCGCCUUGCCUCGAAAGCAUGCCGCAAUGAGUCUCAAUACUUGUUCUUCCGUAGCUUUACAAUCCAUGAUCGCACCCUCCUCGGGCCGAGUCUAUCGUCGCCGAUGCUAGAGAGACUCAGGGAUAGAAACGAAAGAACCGGAGAGUAUGUCAGGCAUCUGAAAAUAGGUCCCUUCAAGGAUGAAGACAAGUUCAAGCUCGAGAUUUUGCCCGUGCUGGAGACUGUCCUAAGGAGCGUCAGUAACUUACAAGACCUUACCUGGCGUGUGAACUGUGAGCUCCCACUAGCCAUGCUCAACUUAUUCUACGAACUGCACCCUUCGGCACGUCUACAUUGGAUCAUUCGAAACCGAAGAUUCCAACCUCUCAACCAUAGUCUGCUUUCUUCUCCUCGACUUCACACUCUCGACGCGGAAAUUUAUGCGACCAUACCCGAGCAAACCGGACAUUCGCUGAGUGAACUAUCUUACAUCAAGAAUACUAUGCCAGCUAGUCUCCAAGUUCUGCGUCUCUCUACUCUUGACGUUGACGAACCCAGCCAGCGUGCGCAGUUCGAAAAAUGGGAAUACGUCAAAUACGGCAUGUUCCACUUUGACUUUCAGCCUGGCGAUCAGUUUCCUGCACUCUUGGAGUUGGCCUUGAGGCAGAACGAGUUUGCUUUGACAGAGCAAAACUGCAAUUUAUGGGCACACGCAACGUCCUGGGAACGCCUGCAACGCCUAGAUCUCCCCAAGGGCACGUCACCUCAUUUCAUCGCCUCCCUCACCAACCGCGCCACCAACCUCAAAUACCUGAAAUUUCACAUCAGUACGCCGGGCUUCAGGGGAGUGUAUCGUCCAUACGGCGAUGGAAAUUGGCUUAACGCCAGAGUUGACACUUUUUCUAUCAUGGCAAGAUUUCUGGCUUCGAUCAAAUCUCUCCACACCCUUGAUUUCGCGUACAAAGACAACGAGAUCCUAAUACGAUAUUUACGCGUCAUGUUGCAAAGCCUUCAUGGAAGUUUGAGGAGCUUGACCAUAUCUGAUAUGGGUGGUUACGAUUACUUUCCCAUGGACCCCUUACCAUCCGGAAAGCCGUAUUGGGAUCCGGAGCAAUACCAAGAGGUGCUUGAGCUAGCACCCGGCUUGGAGCAUCUAAAUGCGCGGAUUGGUACGAGAGACAGUGUUGUGGGAGACUGGGAAUGCCAGGAUCGCUAUGCAGAUGUUAAGAAGAAGUGGAGGACUGCCAAGAAGAAUGUCACCGCUACGGCAAGGGCGAGGACACAGCGGGGCCAGAGAGCGCAGAAGUUGAUUUGGUAG
This is a messenger RNA of Alternaria rosae, 1383 nucleotides long. RefSeq lists its product as uncharacterized. Lineage: Eukaryota; Fungi; Ascomycota; Dothideomycetes; Pleosporales; Pleosporaceae. The transcript is spliced from 2 exons. The coding region runs from base 1 to 1383 and encodes 460 amino acids. The record is from RefSeq and is a predicted model, not a curated record.